Molecule: messenger RNA, 1044 nt
Organism: Hippopotamus amphibius kiboko
Lineage: Eukaryota; Metazoa; Chordata; Mammalia; Artiodactyla; Hippopotamidae
Product: olfactory receptor 52N4-like
Exons: 2
Coding region: 1-1044 (347 amino acids)
Biological process (GO): G protein-coupled receptor signaling pathway
Cellular component (GO): membrane
Molecular function (GO): olfactory receptor activity; G protein-coupled receptor activity
Source: RefSeq, a predicted model, not a curated record
AUGGGUGUUGUCCUUGUUGCUAUUGUUGUUGAUGAUGUUGCUUUAAUUGCUCAGGCUAGAGCAGACAUUCUCCUGACCGUGAUAAUGCUGAACCAAACAGACCUGACGCCAGGUUCAUUCAUUCUUACCGGGAUCCCAGGGCUGGAGGACAGGCAUCUCUGGAUUUCUUUGCCAUUCUGCACAAUGUAUGUUGUGGCUGUGGUAGGGAACUGUGGACUCCUCUACCUCAUUCGAUAUGAGGAUUCCUUGCACAAGUCCAUGUAUUACUUUUUGGCCAUGCUUUCUCUAACUGACCUUGUCAUGUGCACAACUACAACCCCUAAAGCCCUCUGCAUCUUCUGGUUUCAUCUCAAGGAAAUCAGCUUUGAUGGAUGCCUGGUCCAGAUGUUCUUCAUCUACACCUUCACAGGGAUGGAGUCUGGGGUGCUCAUGCUUAUGGCCCUGGACCGCUAUACGGCCAUCUGCCACCCUCUGCGCUACCCAACUAUCCUCACCAAUCCUGUCAUUGCAAAGGCUGGGCUUGCCACUUUCCUGAGAGGUGUGUUGCUUGUCUUUCCCUUGACUUUCAUCAUCAAGCGACUACCCUAUUGCAGAGGCAAUAUAAUACACCACACCUACUGUGACCACAUGGCUGUAGCCAAGCUAUCAUGUGGAAAUAUCAAGAUCAAUGUUAUCUAUGGUCUGAUGGUUGCCCUCCUGAUUGGGGGCUUUGACAUCCUGUGCAUCACGGUCUCCUACACCAUGAUCCUCUGGGCAGUGGUCAGCCUCUCCUCAGCGGAAGCUCGGGGGAAGGCCUUCAGCACCUGCACCGCCCACAUCUGUGCUAUAGUUUUCUCCUACAGCCCAGCCUUCUUUUGUUUCUUUUCCCACCGCUUUGGGGGCCACACAAUUCCUCCAUCUUGUCACAUCAUUGUGGCCAAUAUUUAUCUGCUCCUGCCCCCUACUAUGAACCCUAUCAUCUAUGGGGUGAAAACCAAGCAGAUACGAGACUGUGUCAUAAGGACCCUCCUAGGUUCUAAGGAUACUAAAUCCCACAGCAUAUGA